AUGCCAACAAGAGUGCUAUAUCAUUGUCCAUGUAGUACAAAUUUCACACCUUCUUUCGGUCCUAUCCAGCCUUCAACUUCAUCAUUUCAAUUGCCUUCGCUUUAUUUCUGUGACGAUUGCGAUUCAAUCCGAUGCGAUCAAUGCACGACAAAAGAAUUGACAGUGUAUUACUGUCCCAAUUGCUUGUUUGACGUUCCUUUAGCAAGUAUCAAAUCAGAACAUGCAAAUUGUCCAAGGAACUGUUUCUCUUGUCCGAUAUGCUCAUCCACCUUGGGCGUUGUCGGCAGCGAUUCCAACGAACAAUCUCAUUGGGAUCCCUUAUCAGCCGAAGCCAGUACGGGAGAACCUCCUUGGUACCUGCAGUGUCCAACGUGCAGAUGGGAUAGCAAAGAGGUGAAAAUGACUUUCGAAAAGUCCACCGGACUCAGUCUUCAAGUGCAAAAAAUUGAAGAUGAAGCGGCAGAUGCGGUCGAAUUUCGUGAUCUUCGUGCACAUUUCGAUAAAUACCUUCGCUUUUCAACAUCAUCAAAUGAGACUCAGUAUAGCAUGGAAGCGGCUAGAGCAAGCAAGCUAUUGCGAGAUGUUCCAUCUUUGGCCAAUCAACCCGGUUUUGGAGUGGGACGGAGUAAGAUCUCAAAAAGGAAAACCGACCAGGAUGAACAGAUACCUCAAUACACCGCAAAGAUGACAUGGGAUGCUGGACGGGACGAAAAGAGAUAUGUCGGCGUCAAGCAAGAUCUGCAAGAGGGGAAGGCGUUGGGAGCCAUCGGUCGGAAAGAACAAUCCCGCUUGGAAUUUAUGCAGGAACAAGUAGAUGAUAGCCAGAUAACAGAUUUGGCUCAAAGAUGGUCCGCCAUGAAUGAUCAAAGCGUACGAAAGGCAGAUUUAGGACCCUGCAGGGUACCCCUUCGUACAAAGCAGACCAAGAGAUGUUCAGUCUGUCGUCACAUAAUCAUCCGACCAGAGUCUAAGCCUACUUCGAGCAAGUAUAAAAUUCGUCUUCUUGCUUUGAAUCGAUUGCCAGAGAUCUUCAUCAGACCGCCCAAUUCAAUUUCAACUGCAGAUCGACGAAGAAGUACUUAUGCUACGCUUAAUCGGCGCAAGAAUGUGAUCGUAGAUGAAGAAAACUUACAAGCAGGUAGAACAUAUCUCUUCGAGGCAAGCUUCAUCAAUCCGCGUGAUGAAAUGAUGAUGGUUCGAUUACAUCUUGCUCGUGCACCUCCUUCUUCAAACGAUUCUCAUGCAUUCUCUGCAUCAUCUCCCAACAAAGGCAUCCCGAUGAGUGUCUCUAGUCGAUAUGCAUGGUCUGUCUCACCUACUUCCAGCAAUUUUCCCGUUAGCGCUUACAACGAAGUAUGGGAACUGGCCGAAGAAGAUGAUGAGGAUCUCUUCGAGCCAAAAAGUGAGGAUAUCGACGAAGAUGGAAUGGGCGAUGAUCGUGACCAGAAAAGAAGUCGAACCGACGUUGGCGGUCAUCGAGAAGGCAAAAAGAGGGGCCAAGGUAUUUUGAGAAGGAAAGGGCACGAAACAGUGAUUGGUCUUGAGCUCUCUUUGGACAGGGAAGCCGUUGGAGAGAUUGAAUUUCCCAUGCAGGUCACAUUCACCUACAAACCCGACGCUGAAGUAUCGCAAAGAGGAUCAUCUCAUGCAUCAGACAGCAAAAGCUUCUCCUUUUGGACUUUUGUUCGCUUAGGUCGUGUGACUUCUGAAGGUAGUGGUUCUGGACAUCACGCACAACCGCAUUCCUCUAUUGCCGAAGCUAGAAGAUCUGCACUGGAUAAGCGCCGUAGCAUUAUGGGCAUGAACAUUGGCGGGCAUGGAUCUGCGGUUGCAGGACAAACAACAUCCACUUUAUCGGCUUUGAGGCGGGAAGAUUCUAAAGAUGGAACCGUUUCGAGCGGAAGUCCUCAAAGACCUGGCAGUGUUGCCAGCGGAACGGGCUAAUCACGAAUAAUGGCUGAGUCGAAAUAGAGAUAACGCAGACACAUCCACACUUGUACCAUAAAAUACUAUACAAUUUAUGUCAUCCUUUACGAGAUCUAACGCCGUCCUGCUGCUGCUUCUGUGUGAGGUGAAGGGAGUC
Meira miltonrushii is the source of this 2083-nucleotide messenger RNA. RefSeq lists its product as uncharacterized. Bases 1 to 1944 code for a protein of 647 amino acids. The transcript is spliced from 2 exons. Lineage: Eukaryota; Fungi; Basidiomycota; Exobasidiomycetes; Exobasidiales; Brachybasidiaceae. The record is from RefSeq and is a predicted model, not a curated record. Gene Ontology annotation, cellular component: dynactin complex.